UAAUCGAAGCGAGUAAUAUAUUGAAAAUAUUAUUCUUUCUUAGAUAACAUAUCAUGAAAUCUUUAUUUCAAGUUGUCUUUUGUAUAGUCGGCUUACGUUACGUUAUAUUUGAUGAAAAUAUUCCAUGAUUUGAUAAGACAGUUCUUUUGAGUAAAAUUCAAAAUGUUAAAUUGUCAAGAAAAAGAAAUCAUAGCUGUAGGAAAAGUUUUGAAUAAUACAUGUAGACCAUUGAAGGAAAGAUUUCGUGCUUUAUUUACAUUAAAAAAUAUUGGAGGAUCAUUAGCAAUACAAGAAAUUGAAAAAGGUUUUGCGGAUCCUUCAGCAUUAUUGAAACAUGAACUUGCAUAUUGUCUUGGGCAAAUGCAAGAUUCGCGUGCCAUACCAAUACUUGUAGAUGUUUUAAAAGACAAAAGUCAGGAACCAAUUGUUCGUCAUGAAGCUGGAGAGGCAUUGGGUGCUAUUGGUAAUAAUUGUGUAAUACCCAUUUUAAACGAGUAUAGUAAAGAAUCGAUUGUAGAAGUUGCAGAAACAUGCGAACUUGCUUUGAAUAGGUUAAGGUGGCUUAAUGAUACGAAAAUAAAAGACGAGGAUUUGUUAGAAAAUCCUUUUGCAUCUGUUGAUCCUGCACCACCUGCUCAAUUAAAAGAUAUACAAAUGUUAACAGAUGUUCUUUUAAAUGAGAAUAUACCUCUGUUUGAUCGAUAUAGAGCAAUGUUUUCAUUAAGAAAUUUACAAACAAAAGAAAGUGUUCAUGCUCUUGCUAAAGGAUUAAAUGCAGGUAGUACAUUAUUCCGUCAUGAAAUUGCAUUUAUACUAGGUCAAUUACAAGAAGAAGAAAGUGUACCUUACUUGCAAGCUUCUCUUGAAAACGUAAAUGAAAAUGAAAUGGUACGACAUGAAUGCGCUGAGGCUUUAGGCGCUAUAGCUUCGCCUCUGUGCUUUAACAUUCUAAAGAAAUAUUUGGACGACGAUAAACGUGUAGUUCGCGAAAGUUGUGUAAUAGCAUUGGAUAUGUGCGAAUAUGAAAAUAGUUUAGAAUUCCAAUAUGCCAAUAGCCUAUUAAAAAUUAACGCAUAAUAUUUUAAGCAUGUCCUUUGUAAUUAUAUAUUAUGUAAAAUAAAG
Messenger RNA from Ceratosolen solmsi marchali, 1122 nucleotides. RefSeq names its product deoxyhypusine hydroxylase nero (gene nero). Bases 163 to 1077 code for a protein of 304 amino acids. Gene Ontology annotation, biological process: peptidyl-hypusine biosynthetic process. Lineage: Eukaryota; Metazoa; Arthropoda; Insecta; Hymenoptera; Agaonidae. The record is from RefSeq and is a predicted model, not a curated record. Gene Ontology annotation, molecular function: deoxyhypusine monooxygenase activity. The transcript has 4 exons.